Molecule: messenger RNA, 2369 nt
Organism: Heteronotia binoei (common prickly gecko)
Lineage: Eukaryota; Metazoa; Chordata; Lepidosauria; Squamata; Gekkonidae
Gene: GET4
Product: guided entry of tail-anchored proteins factor 4
Exons: 9
Coding region: 125-1129 (334 amino acids)
Biological process (GO): protein insertion into ER membrane
Cellular component (GO): BAT3 complex; cytosol
Molecular function (GO): protein binding
Source: RefSeq, a predicted model, not a curated record
GGAUGUCCCUCGCCGGCCGCCGUCCCACCUCCCUCCCCGCGAUCGUUGGGCGGGGCCGACGGAAGCCGGGCAGGCGCUGUGGUGCGAGGCGACUCUGGCGGUGUGUGUCUGUCGCCCCGCAGUCAUGGCGGCGGAGCAGGAGGGCUUGAAGGGAGGCGGCGGCGGCGGCAACAACAGCGGCGGGGGCGGCAGCGGGAGGAACCGCGGCGGCGUCCAGCGCGUCGAAGGCAAGCUCCGCGCCAGUGUGGAAAAGGGCGACUAUUACGAGGCGCACCAAAUGUACCGGACGCUUUUCUUCAGGUACAUGUCCCAAGGCAAACAUGUGGAAGCAAGAGAGCUAAUGUAUUCUGGGGCACUGCUGUUCUUCAGUCAUAACCAGCAAAACAGUGCGGCUGACCUGUCCAUGCUUGUUUUAGAGUCGCUGGAGAAAUCGGAUGCUAAAGUUACCGAUGAGCUCUUAGAAAACCUUGCUAAAGUGUUCAGCUUGAUGGAUCCAAAUUCACCUGAGAGAGUCGUUUUUGUGUCCAGGGCCCUGAAGUGGUCCAGCGGAGGGUCAGGGAAACUCGGGCAUCCGAAAUUGCACCAGUUACUCGCCAUCACGUUGUGGAAAGAGCAAAACUACUGUGAAUCUCGGUAUCACUUCUUGCACUCUACGGACGGAGAAGGCUGUGCAAACAUGUUGGUGGAAUAUUCUUCUUCCAGGGGCUACCGCAGCGAGGCGGACAUGUUUGUCGCUCAGGCAGUCUUGCAAUUUCUGUGCUUGAAAAACAAAACCAGCGCGUUAGUGGUUUUUACAACCUACACACAGAAACACCCAUCCAUAGAAAGGGGACCCCCUUUUGUCCAGCCCUUGCUGAACUUCAUCUGGUUUCUACUGCUGGCAGUGGACGGAGGAAAGCUAACGGUGUUUACAGUAUUGUGUGAACAGUAUCAGCCUUCACUGAAGAGGGAUCCCAUGUACAAUGAAUACCUAGACAGAAUAGGACAGCUUUUCUUCGGUGUCCCCCCGAAACAAACGUCAUCCUAUGGAGGAUUACUAGGCAACCUUUUAAACAGCCUGAUGGUAGCUGGGGAGGAGGACGACGCAGAAGAUGGACAGGAGGACAGCAGCCCCAUUGAGCUUGAUUGACAUCUUCCAGAGCUGCCAGGAAUCUCGCUCGCUCGCCCACUCGGAAAAGACGCUUUGAGGACAGGUCCUGAGAUUGCUCCUCAACAGGUCCAAGGGCUCCUCUGUUCUGUUUUUUUUUUCUUUUUUAAAGAGGUUGCUGAGAUGUUCAUGAUGUUCUGGUCUAUAUUAUUUACGUAAAACAGCAGUGAGGCAGCCAAGAGACCCAGUUUGGUGUGAUCAUUGUCAGGCCUCCAGUAUGCUGGCUGGUGAUGGACUGAGACGUUAGUCGCCUCCCGUGACUUCCAUAAGCAGUAUUCAGUACUCCUUCACCAACACAAUAAAAGCAGGACGUGGGAUUUGUGGCUGUACACGCACACGCGCGCGCACACGCACACACAGCCGUGCAUUUUGGUUUCACUUAUCAAAUUAAGUGUUGGAUGGCACAAAGGAACAUCUUGAAAGGCAGGCUCAGAACUGCUGGAGAGGCGGCCAAAAAGCCUUUUGAGGAGAGCCAGACAAGAGCCAGCCUCUUGCAGCAAGGGCACCCCCAAAGAACAAAUUUAUUUCCAUUGUAGAAGGAUAUCUUGUGAAACCCUGAAAGAUUUUGGCUAGCCUUUGAACUGCCAGCCAAUUCCAGCACCUCAGGAUCUCUUUCUCCACAGUAAAAAUAACUCUUUUGCACCCAGGGCUUGGAGCAGAAUGGCUGUUUGUGUCCUGUUUAGGAAUCUGGAGGCUCAGAGGCCUCUCGCUCCCUAUGCAGGUGGCUUUAGUGUCUAUGACGUUUUGGUGGUCUUGCCCGCAGUGCGUACCCAAAACACUGCAUUUCAGCCAGGAGCACAGCAUGCAAAGAUUUGGAACCAGGGGCUCCUUGAACGGAAGGGAUGCUGUGGACCUCUGGGUUCUGUCUCGUUUGUUAUUUAUUUUGUAUUAGAUGAUUUAUUGAUUCAUUUUAACACUUUAUGUGCAAACAAAAUACAAGAACAAACUGACAAGUAACUGCAAAUCACAUGCUUAAAAUAUCAAUCUACAUAUUGUCUCAUUUGGUGCACAGCACCAGAUGUUAGAGAUAUGAUUAAAAGAUGAAAUGGACCGCGGGGUGGGGGCGGGGGUGACACUUUAUUUUUUCACAUUUAAGAUUAAAGGCUUAGAUUAAUAACAGUGAUCAUGCAUGAGGGGAAUAAUGCAUUUUUAUUUACUGUAAAAAGCAAAAAAAUGAAUUUGUGUUAAUUGUUGAGUAUUAAAUAAAUACUUUAUACUGGGA